AUGGUAGAAGAAUCAUGUGCAGUGACAGUUUCCAACUUUCACUUAAACCUCAAUCAAGAAUAUAAAAAUUUGGUUGUAAAUACUUUGACUUGGGCCUCUUCCCUGUCUACUCUUGACCUAUCACAUUCAAACUUUCAAAUUGAUCCACCAAACCCUGUUCCUAGACUUGCUAUGGGUCAUUGCUUUUUUACUGUCGAUGAUCCAUUCAUGGGUACUUCACUUACUAAAAUAUUCGCAAGUCGUGAAGUUGCAUUGUAUAAUAUUGGAUUUGAACAUCAAAUUUGUACACUGGAAUUACCCAAAGUUUGUUUUCCAAUAUUCAAUUCUACCGCUUUGGUACAAGCAAUAAGAUUAAAAAACCUUCAACUAUUACAACAAACACAUCAACUUGAACAACAUCAACAACAAUCACAUCAACUUCAACAACAACUUCAACAACAACAACAUCAACUCCAACAACUUCAAUUCCAAUUACAACAAAUUCAACAAACCAAACAACAAUUACAACAACAACAUCAACAAUCACAACAACAAUUACAACAAUUUCAAAAUCAACAACAACAACAACAACAAACUUGA
This is a messenger RNA of Cavenderia fasciculata, 579 nucleotides long. RefSeq lists its product as uncharacterized. NCBI's taxonomy places the organism in Eukaryota, Evosea, Eumycetozoa, Acytosteliales, Cavenderiaceae. The transcript has 2 exons. Bases 1 to 579 code for a protein of 192 amino acids. The record is from RefSeq and is a predicted model, not a curated record.